Messenger RNA from Puntigrus tetrazona (Sumatra barb), 488 nucleotides. It is a transcript of the gene cox7a2l, whose product is annotated as cytochrome c oxidase subunit 7A-related protein, mitochondrial. Gene Ontology annotation, biological process: mitochondrial respirasome assembly; mitochondrial electron transport, cytochrome c to oxygen; regulation of oxidative phosphorylation. Lineage: Eukaryota; Metazoa; Chordata; Actinopteri; Cypriniformes; Cyprinidae. The record is from RefSeq and is a predicted model, not a curated record. Bases 85 to 432 code for a protein of 115 amino acids. The transcript is spliced from 3 exons.
ACAACUUCCUACACAAGGAAAAAAGCCGGUUGAGUUCCGUCUUCCCGGUCACUUUCACCUCGCCGGUGUCCGUUUAUUAACAAAAUGUAUUACAAAUUUAGCGGAUUUACCCAAAGACUGACGGGAGCUGUGUCAUCCUCCGCAUACAGUCCGCAGGGCUUGAGGUCAAAUAUACCAUCUGAAUCCCCUGCCAUCAUCUUUGCCACCCCAACUAAACUGGUGUCUCAGUCGAAUGCUGCAGUGGAGUAUAUGGGUGCCAACAAGGUUCCAGAUCUCCAGAGGAUAUUUCAGGUCUCUGACGAGAUUCCUGUUCAUCUGAAACGAGGUGUUUCAGACAGACUCUUGUACAGGACCACCAUGGCAUUGACAGUCGGGGGAGCUCUCUACUGUCUCGUAGCUCUUUACAUAGCAGCGCAGCCCAAAAACAAAUGAACUCUACCCAGCCUAUUUUCAUCGACUCAGCAUUAAAAUAACAUUUGGGGUGUGUA